UCAGAGACAGCUGCCGACUCCUUACUCUGCACAGCGCAAAUAAACGCCUACUUUCUUCCACCGUCUUCCCGCGCGCGGGGAGUAGCGCGGAUCGGGGGAGUUCUGUGACAGCAGGUGCUAGUCCACCUAUGCGGCUGGAAUAAUCUCAGGGAGACUCCUCCGCGUUAGCACCUUGCGACCCUGACUGGCCCAGGCGCUUCCUAGCCCGGAGACUAUCAGGAACCAGACUUGGCGAGAACGCAUCUCCAAAGCAGUGAAGCGUCUGCGGGGCCCCCGAGGGCUUGGGAUCCCGGCAGUGCCCAUGUCCAGCCUCCGCCUGCGAAGCCCUCAGCUCGGCCACCGCCAACCUGCUGCUCAGAGGGCGGCAUCUCUGGCCAGACCCCGGAGCGCCCGUUGGUCCGGAAUCUUUUUGCCGAGCUCACCGUGCUUCCGCCAGGAGGCCGGGCUCUUUUGGGUGAAGCACGCAUGAACCGGAAGCCAGUGGAGGAAGACUGGACCGUGGGAACCGACUGGUUUCACUAGGAGGAUGAACGUCCCUCGGGUCCUCGUGGCGGGAGGAAGAUGGAGACUCUUCCCAGUCCCACUGCGGUCACCCUUGCUCCAGGCCGUACAUAACUCCUGCUGUCGGAACAAAUCCACCACACCUCAGGAAGUUACUCCCAACGUCGAUUUUUGCGACGAAAAUGCACAGGAGUCAGAAAAGGCACUUGACAAGCUCUUCUCUGCGGAGCAGCAGGCUUCCAUCUUGCACGUGUUGAACACAGCAUCUAACAAAGAACUCGAAGCUUUCAAGUUACUCCGGGGGAGAAAGUCCGUCAAUAUUGUAGAGCACCGAGAAAAGUUUGGGCCAUUUCAGAAUUUGGAGAGUUUAAUGGCUGUGCCUUUGUUCCAGUAUAAAACUGCAGUUCGAGUGUGUAACUCCAUUCUUUGUCCAGACACUGGAAGGAAAAAACGGAAGUUACAGGAAAACCAGCGCUUGGGAAAGCUCAUCAAGCCAGACGUAGAGCUAGAGAGACUGAAGGCAGUUAGCAGUAUUGUAUCUAUUGUUUUUGGUACUCGAAGAAUUGCCUGGGCUCAUGUUGAUCGCAAGUUGACGGUGUUGGACUGGCAGCAAAGUGACUAUUGGAGAUUAAUGAGCAGAACGUACCCCUCCUCAGCCUACUUAGAAGAGAUUUCUUCAGUCAUUUCAAAGAUGCCUAAAGCAGAUUUCUAUGUUCUGGAAAAAACAGGACUUUCCCUUCAGAACGCCUCCCUGUUCCCCGUCCUGUUGCACUUUCACAUCACGGAGGCCAUGCUGUACGCCUUGCUGAACAGGACGUUCGCGCAGGACGGCCUGCACCAGGUGCUGAGCAUGCAUCGCAGCGCCGUGGGGAAGCACUUUGAGCUGAUGAUUGGCGACACGAGGACGAGUGGGAAGGACCUGGUGAAGCAGCUCCUCUCGGAGUCUGUCCUGAAGGCGCAGCCUCGGGUGUGCUUCCCGGCAGAUAAAGUAGUGCGCUACAGACAGCUGUUCUCAGCGACCGACCCUCACAGGAUCGAAGAGUUGUACGAUUCGUUACUGCAGGCUGUUGCCUUCUACGAAUUAGUAGUUUUUGACAAUGAGCCUUAGAGUUCUGAGAUUAAUACACCUGCUCUACUGGUAUAUUUACAGUUUAUUAGCCCUAACGUUGUAAAACCAGAGAUUCUGAACAUCCAUAUAAAUGAAGAAGAAAAUACAUUGUACCUGUAUUACAGAUGUUCAGACUUCCAGCUGUUGAGUGGUUUACACAAGGCUAAACCAAGUUCAAAUCAAUAAAUAUUUUAUGAAUCA
Oryctolagus cuniculus (rabbit) is the source of this 1810-nucleotide messenger RNA. It is a transcript of the gene TEFM, whose product is annotated as transcription elongation factor, mitochondrial. NCBI's taxonomy places the organism in Eukaryota, Metazoa, Chordata, Mammalia, Lagomorpha, Leporidae. Gene Ontology annotation, biological process: mitochondrial transcription; transcription elongation by mitochondrial RNA polymerase. The record is from RefSeq and is a predicted model, not a curated record. Gene Ontology annotation, molecular function: nucleic acid binding; DNA polymerase processivity factor activity. Gene Ontology annotation, cellular component: mitochondrial nucleoid.